This is a messenger RNA of Malassezia pachydermatis, 1323 nucleotides long. RefSeq names its product peptide chain release factor erf arf subunit 1. Gene Ontology annotation, molecular function: sequence-specific mRNA binding; translation release factor activity, codon specific. The record is from RefSeq and is a predicted model, not a curated record. Gene Ontology annotation, biological process: cytoplasmic translational termination. The transcript is spliced from 4 exons. Bases 1 to 1323 code for a protein of 440 amino acids. Gene Ontology annotation, cellular component: cytosol; translation release factor complex. NCBI's taxonomy places the organism in Eukaryota, Fungi, Basidiomycota, Malasseziomycetes, Malasseziales, Malasseziaceae.
AUGUCGUCCAAUAUGACUGAAACUGACCAAAACAUCCAGAUCUGGAAGGUCAAAAAGCUCAUUAAGAGCUUGGAGAGCGCCCGUGGUGCUGGCACUUCCAUGAUUAGUCUGAUUCUCCCACCCAAGUCACAGCUUUCGCAGGCUAGCAACAUGCUUACGCAGGAAUAUGGUACGGCGAGCAACAUCAAGUCUCGUGUGAACCGUCUUUCAGUGCUGGCUGCCAUUACUUCGACACAGCAGCGUUUGAAGCUGUACUCGCGUGUGCCUGACAAUGGCCUUGUUGUCUACUGUGGUACGAUUUUGACGCCAGAGGGCAAGGAAAAAAAGGUCAACUUCUCGUUCGAGCCGUUUAAGCCGAUUAAUACGUCGUUGUACUUGUGUGACAACAAGUUCCAUACUGAAGCACUUUCGGAAUUGCUAGAGUCCGAUGCUCGCUUCGGUUUCAUUAUUAUGGAUGGUAAUGGCACACUCUUUGGUACUGUGUCUGGUAACACGCGUACGGUGCUGCACAAGUUUUCUGUCGACCUCCCGAAGAAGCACGGACGUGGUGGUCAGUCCGCGUUGCGUUUCUCGCGUCUGCGUGAUGAGGCUCGUCAUAACUAUGUGCGUAAAGUCGCUGAGUACGCUACCCAGCACUUUAUCACCGACAACAAGUGUAAUGUGACUGGUCUUGUGUUGGCUGGUUCUGCCGAUUUCAAGAAUGAGCUGAGUCAGUCAGACAUGUUCGACUUCCGAUUGCAGCCCAAGAUUAUCCAAAUUGUCGAUGUGUCGUAUGGUGGUGAGAACGGUUUUAACCAGGCCAUUGAGUUGGCGGCUGAUAGCUUGGCUAACGUCAAGUUUGUGCAAGAGAAGAAGCUUAUCCAAAAGUACUUUGACGAAAUCUCUACCGAGACCGGUAAGUACUGCUUUGGUCUGGACGAUACAUUCCGAGCCCUCGAGAUGGGCGCUGUGGAGACUCUCAUUGUCUGGGAGAACCUGGAGCAUAUGCGUCAUGUGCUGAAGGAUUCGGAGGGCAAGGAGCACGUCCUCAUGCUUUCAAAAGAGCAGGAGCAGGAUCGGUCUCGUUUCAUGGACCCUGCCACAGGCUCUGAGAUGGAAGAGGUGGGCGAGCCGCAACCGUUGCUCGAAUGGAUCGCAGAGAACUACAAGCAAUUCGGUACUACUCUUGAAUUUGUCACCGAUCGUUCCCAAGAAGGUAUGCAGUUCUGCAAGGGCUUUGGUGGUAUCGGUGGUAUUCUCCGCUACAAGGUGCCCUUUGAAGACCUUGCCAUGUACGAUGAGGAUGAGAGCGAGUUCAUGAGCGAUGAUGAUGAUGACUAUUAG